AGAAGCAAGCAGAGUACAAUACUAAAGAAAAACGAGCCCUAAUAAAGGAAUUAGAUAUUACUUACAAAAAUUUAGCAGGAGAACUAGACUUGAGUGACUUUGUGAAUUUAGAAGAAUUGUAUUGUGAAGUAAAUAAUCUUACCAAUUUAAAUAUUAAUAAUUGUCGAAAUUUACGAAAACUUGAUUGUUGUGUUAAUCAAUUAGUCAAUUUAAACUUAAUUAAUUUAUCAAAUUUAGAAGAAGUUUAUUGCAAUGCUAAUGAACUUAUUAAAUUGGAAUUAAAUAAUUUGCCUAACUUGAAAGUGUUACGAUGUCGAGAUAAUUAUUUAACUAGUCUAAAUUACUCAGUUUUAAAUCUAACCAAGUUAACUGAUUUAAGAAUAAGCAAUAAUAACCUUAAAGAACAAGACUUAGCAGUUUUCAGUAAAUUUACUAAUUUAGAAAGUUUAGUAAUCGGUAAUACUGAUAAAGAUAAAAUUCGGCAAGGUAAAUACAAUAAAUUCACUGGUAGUUUAGAACCUUUAAAAGGUCUAACUAAACUAGAAACUUUAAAUAUUUCUAAUACUGACCUUGAUUUAGGUUUAGAACACCUUCCUAACAACAUCGAAAGAAUUUAUUGUUCUUUUUCCGAAAGACCGGAAAGCCAGAUAAAAGCAUUAGACCUUAGUGAUAAAGGUUUAGAAGGAUUUAUCAACUUGAAAGAUUUAUUUUGUUCAAAUAAUAGACUUACUAAUUUAGACUUAACUGGAUUAAAUCCUGAUAAAUUAAGAUGUUUAUAUAUCGAUAAUAAUCAUCUAUCUAACCAAAAUUUAUCAAUUUUUAGUGAAUUUACUAAUCUGAAUUGGUUACGUUUGGGUAAUGAUAACAAAGAAGGAAAUAAUUGUAAUCAUUUUUUUGGUAAUGUAAAGUUAUUAGAAGACUUAGUUAAAUUAGUUACUUUAGAUCUUAGUAAUUUAAAUUUAGAAGAGGAAACUUAUCCUGAUAGACAAGAAAUAAAAGUAAUUGAAUUUCCAGGCGACAUAGAAUUUGAACAAGCCGGAGAAUUAGUUAUUGAUAAUUAUCCGCAACUAAAAGAAAUAAAAAAAGCAAAACCUCGAGCAGUAGUGAAUAAUAUCACCUCGGUAAAAAUUACUAAUUGUUUACAAUUAGAAUCAAUUGAUAUUAAUGAUUUUCGAGAUAAUCAAAAAUUAGAAAUUAGUGAUUGUCCUAGUUUGAUAGAAUUGGAAUAUUUGAAAGUAUUACAAUGUACUGGCAACCAGUUAACUUCAGUAGACUUUUUAAAUUCAUUGCCUAGCCCUCAAAGACUAAGGACAUUGUUUAUUGGUAGCAACAACAUUCAAAAAACUGAUUUAAAGUUUUUAAGAAGGUUUAUUAAUUUAGAAUACCUUUCUUUAGGAAAUAAUGGUGAAGAAAAAAUUCAAAAAGGAGAAUAUAAUCGUUUUUAUGGUUCUUUGGAACCUUUGAGUGAGAUGUGGAUUUUGGAGUACUUAGACGUCUCUAACACUGACAUCAAUUCUGGUUUUGAACACUUACCUGAACUUGUAGAAGUUAAUAAUUCAUUUCAAGAAAGACCAGAAAGCAAAGUCAGGGAAAUAUUUCAAGAUAGUCUAAAUUAUAAAGAAUUAAAGAAAAAAUAUUAUGAAAAAAGCCAAAAGAGUCAAGAGUGGUUAAAUAAAAAUUAUCCUCAAGAACAAAGGAAUGAAGUUAAAGAAAUUUACCUUAAUGAGCCGAGUUUGGAAGGCGAACUAGAUUUUAAAGAUUUUGGUUGUGAAAAAGGCGUAGAAGUAUUAAUUUCUGCUGAGGUAGAUAAUAAAUUAGUUUUAAAAAACCUAUCAGAAAAAUCUAAGACUAAUAAAUGCGUGAAUGCUCAGGAGUAUAUAAAUAAGCAAUAUCCUACUAAGGAAGAAAGAAAAGAAGUGGCAAAAUUGCUUUUUUUUGGUGAACUAGAAGGAGAAUUAGAUCUCUCUGAUUUCGUUAAUUUAAAAAUAUUAGUUUGUAGCGACAAUAAACUAACUUCUCUUAACCUCAGUAAUUGUCAGCAGUUAGAGAGAAUUAAUUGUGAAAACAAUCUAUUAAUUGGACUAGAUGUUAGAAAUUGCUCUAAUUUAGUUAGACUUAAUGGUCAAGAUAAUUCACUAAUUAGCAUCGCUUUACCUACUAAUCCUACUAAUUUAAAAGCAUUAAAAGACGAAGUGGUUCUAAAAUCCCUUACUGGUUCUCAAAAUAUUACUCUAGAAUUUUUAACCGAGAUUGCUAAUUAUAAACUGGUUGAUGAUAGAUUUAAUAUUGUAGGAUGUUACGGCAUUUCUCAGGACCAUAAGACUAGAAACUACGUUAUGGUUAUGCAAUAUAUGAGUAAUGGCAACUUGCAUCAGUAUUUACAAAAAAUACAAAAAACGAUUGGCAAACUAAGUUUAGUAGAAAAGCUUGAAAGGUUGGAAAAUAUUGCUGAUGGAUUGUAUAGUAUUCAUGAUCAAAACUUGGUUCAUCGAGAUUUUCAUAGUGGAAACAUAUUGAAUGAUGAUAAAGGUCAUAGUUACAUUACUGACCUUGGUCUCAGUCGACCUGCUAGUUAUCAAGAAGAAGAAAGUAAAAUAUUCGGAGUAUUGCCUUAUGUAGCUCCCGAAGUAUUAAGAGGUAAACCUUACACAAAAGCCAGUGAUAUUUAUUCCUUUGGAAUGGUGGCUUAUGAAAUAAUGACUGAAUUACCUCCUUAUUGCUAUAAAAAAGAAAAUGAAAAAAAAUACUAUGAAAGAACUUACGAUAAAAAUCUUGCCUUGGAAAUAUGUAAUGGAUUACGACCCCGAUUUAAAAUUAAAGUUCCUAAACUAUUAGAAGACUUAAUUAAGAAAUUUAAAGAGUCUAACAGAUUCAACCUAACCUUACCAGAAUAUAUAAGAUUUCCUAAAUAUGAAAUUCAUCAAGAAGCAAUUCACCAUAGCCAACUCAUCAACACCCAACAAAUUGCGCAAUUAUUCCAAGAAGCUAAGCAACAAGCCUUAGCACAAGAACUAAAACAUAUCGAAGCAUUAAUAGAUCAACCACUUACUGAUGAACAAAAAGAACUAGUAAAUUUGGAAGAUCAAUUAAAAGGCCAAGGACUUGCUAAUGAAAACAUUGAAAAGAUCCUCAAGUAUUGUGAGAGGUUUGUUAAAGCAGAAAAAGAAUUAGAAACUUCUUCAGCAAAUGUUCAUCCAGAAAGCCAACCGCAACAAGAUCAUUUGGAUCAAAAACAAGAAGUAGCGAUAGAAAUUCCUACUAAGAAAUAG
Funneliformis geosporum is the source of this 3269-nucleotide messenger RNA. The record is from the annotation of a GenBank genome assembly. NCBI's taxonomy places the organism in Eukaryota, Fungi, Glomeromycota, Glomeromycetes, Glomerales, Glomeraceae.